Molecule: messenger RNA, 519 nt
Organism: Cavenderia fasciculata
Lineage: Eukaryota; Evosea; Eumycetozoa; Acytosteliales; Cavenderiaceae
Exons: 2
Coding region: 1-519 (172 amino acids)
Source: RefSeq, a predicted model, not a curated record
AUGAGAAUGUUUCAAGCCAAUCCAUUUAGUAAUAACCAUCAAGUAUUAUCAUCAUCCUAUAUGGAUAAUCCUACCGGAUACCAAUACGUUGUACUCCCUAAAACCUACUUCUCCCCACUCAUAUUUGCACUCAUUUCUGCAUGUGCUGGCGAAUUUAUUAAAACAUGUCUAUUUAAAAUAGCCAAUCCUUCCUAUCCAACCUCUUUAUCAAAACCUUCAUUACCAUUUAAAACGGUAGCUAUUUUAUGUGUAUAUUAUCAUUUGUGUUCAAAUACGUUUGAAACCAAUCCAUUGAUAAAAUAUAUUAAUAUUCCAACAUUCCAUUCAUCCAUAAUCAUAUUUGUCAUCAUGUUGGUAGCAAAUUAUAUGGAUAUUUUCCCUUCUGUGACCAAUGGACCUGGAUCUGCAACAAAAACAACAUCUAAUCCAACCUCAGUCACAACUCCCUCCAAAUACAAAGUUGACAAAAGAUCUUUGGCAAUUGAACGACCUUCAUUUUAUUCUACAAAAUAUGAUUAA